Drosophila novamexicana is the source of this 2816-nucleotide messenger RNA. It is a transcript of the gene snky, whose product is annotated as protein sneaky. Lineage: Eukaryota; Metazoa; Arthropoda; Insecta; Diptera; Drosophilidae. The transcript is spliced from 3 exons. Gene Ontology annotation, cellular component: membrane. The coding region runs from base 28 to 2169 and encodes 713 amino acids. The record is from RefSeq and is a predicted model, not a curated record.
UAAAUCCUUGCAUUUUCUCAAGUCAUAAUGCUUGUGUAUAUAACGAAGCUAGUUCGAAGUUUCAUAGCAGAGGUAUGCGAACCGAUUUACUGUCUGAUCUAUGGACACGACAAUGAUCACAUCGCAUGGAUUCGGCUGAUGCGUAGAUUGUGCAGCUUCUUGACGGGCGUGGUGCUGGCCUAUUUGAUGUGGAUGCUCUUUGCAUUCAGCAGUCAUUUCGGCAAACUGUAUGCCGCAGUUGUGCCAGAAUGGGUGGUGUUGGUGGUGUUUCUGCUGUUCAACGGACUCGCCUAUCUGCUCAGUCGCAGUGUGCGUGUGGUGACAUUAUUGAUAUUUGUCGGUCUGCUGGGCAAUGCGGGCCGCAGCUAUCUUCGUGCGACGGCAUUUGCGCUUGUGAUUUCGGGCCCCAUUGACAAUCUGGUGAGGAAUGCCGGCGAGGUGGCGCGAGUGUUUGCCUGCACUACGAUACUCACAUACAAUUUGACCAAGACCCGUUUCGAUCUGAUGGCCAAACCCUUUACGAACACACUGCAAACGAUGAAGGAAGACUUGGACGAGAUUCAGGGCAACUUUAAGGAGCUGCAGACCAUUCUCGAAGAUCUCAAAUACGGCGUGGAGUACACGGACAUCGAGGAUGAUAAAUUCGGCAACAGCAAGCAUCGCCGAGCUGCCAAUGCGACCAACGAGUUUUCUAACAAUUCCAGUUACCCACUACCCAAAGCUUCUGCAGUGCAGGCGAAGUUUGUGCGAAAUAUGCGAAAUCGCUGUAAACAUCAGCUGCGUAGUGGUCAUCAUGUUUGUCGGGAAAUAUUUCUACAGGGUUAUCGCAAAUGUGCUACCAAUUUUCCCGACUGGCUAGCCAGUGUCGUUUGCUGGCCCUAUCGCGUCGAUAUUAUAUGCAGGGUCAAUAUUUUUGGAAAUCCAGAUAAGUUGUGCGAUGCCUCAAAGGUUGUGCCCUCCAACUUCGGCGAGACUUAUGUAAAUCUGUUGGUCGCGGAACAUCAGCUGUAUGAUAAUAGCUCGAAUAUUGAGAUCACCUAUCAGAUGCAGAACGUGACCACGUCAGAGCAAUUGCUUAGUGCUCAAGAGACAUCGGAGCAGUUUAUCAAGGAUUUUGAGCGCAGGAGGCGUACACUUAGUUUUGUGAUGAUGAUUAUUGAGAAAUUUCUGUACCUGUUCAUUUUGGGCGUGAUUUGUACAUCGAUUCGAUACCAUUACAAAUAUUGUAUCAAUGUGGAAUUUGAUAAUUUUUACAUAACGGACUAUUUCAAGCACGUGGAUGCACGCCGCAAGCUGGCACAAAAACCUUCGCUUUUACCCUUGCGCAGCCAUGAGAGGCCCAUGUUUGUGGAUGUGGAAGAACUUAACAGCCGUACCGACAACGAGAGAAGAACUGACUUUUUCCAUUUGUUGCAGCUAUCACUGGAGGUUAUUACAGCUGGUAUAUUCAUUCUGCUAGAUCGACUGGUUGUUAAUCUACUGCGAAUUAUUCACAAACGCUCGCUGAUCACCUAUCAACAGGAGGGUGAGCACGAGGUUCGCUUUCGUAUCAAUGGCACUGGACUGAUGGCACGACUGCUGCGCACCACAAUGAAAAACUUUAAUAUACACGAGAGAGUCUCGACAUCCUUGAGCAAUGAGGAGUGUCUGCCAAAGCCGCAUGUGCUGCCGCGAAGCUUUUACAUCAAAUUGUUGCUACUCUAUUUGAUCAUCCUGAUGCUUGUCUAUGUGAGCACCACCUUCCAGCGGUUGCGUCGCGUCAUUUGCAGUCACUUCUAUUACAAGCGGGAGAAAUGGCGCAUACUUUUUCUCUACAGUUCCAUUCUGCGCUGUCGCCACUCCUAUAGGGAGGUGAUGCGCAAGAGGGCCGAAGAGAAUAUGGCCUCAAGGCAUGUUCAGGGCAGAAUCAAUAUAUGCCUGAUCCUGCGCUUGUCCUAUCCGAAAAUAUUUGGCUGGCUAGCCAAUUACAACUGCGCCAAGCGCAGUUGCCUCACUUGCAAUGCUCGGGAGGACAACAAAUUUGUGUUCUGUGAAAAUUGCGGCAUGCCGUACUGUAGGGACUGCUGUAAGGAACUGAAAACGUUGUGCGUCUACUGUGAUGAGUUAAUGCACCAAGAACCGGCACCUGAACUCAGUCCAAAUGCUCAUAUUCAUCGCAAGAGAAAGUAAUUAGCCGAUGGCGGAAAAUGUGUGAAAAUAUACUGCCCAGUUGUAUGGAAAAGUAUGUUUCUGUAUAAACACUCGGCAAUUACCUUCUUUACUAUUUCCAAGCGGGUCAUGUGGCUCCUUUGCGAAUAAUCGCUUGGAAAUAAAGCUUUCGUAUAAAAUCACUUCUAAACCUUAUAUCUAAUAUUCGCUGCUGAUAGCAUAUGCUUAUAUAUAGAAACAGGUACAUACAGACAUAUGUAAUUAGUGUUUAUUCUCCGAAUGCAUAUACAAUUUCUUUGACUCGGCACGUAAUAGGAUCUGCGCGGUAAUUGUCCAUUUUCCAGUCUGCAGAACUUAAUUCUUCGUAGUUUUUAAGUGUGCUCGUCUCUUUUUGCCGUUUCAAGUAUCUUGAAAUGCGCCUGCAGCGAUGUCUGACGGUUUGUCUGCUGUUUGGCAACAUUUCUUCAGCCAUCCGUUCAUCCUGUUGGAUCACCCUUUUAGUCUUUUGCCGCUUUAUGCUGUGCUGUCCUGUCCUGGGCCUAAUAUAAUUAUGCACAUGUCUAGGGUUCCGCAAAAGUUGUUCGCUGUUGUCCUUAGACAAACUUUAGCCAGGCAUUAUGCAGCCCCUUUACUGAUUCGAUUAUGUCUGCAGAAAAUUUCAACACACU